UUCGCCUCAACCCGCGCGGCGCCUAUGGGGGCCUGAGAGGAAGAAGCGGCGGCAUGGAGAACCCGGGAGCCGGCGGCGGCGAGGAAGAGCCGGGGAGGAUGAACCCCAAGCGGGGCGGCAGCGGGCGCGCCCCUGAGGAAGAGAGCAAGAACAAGCCCAAGCUGAACCUUCAGAUAAAAACCUUGGCAGAUGAUGUGCGUGAUAGAAUAACCAGUUUUAGGAAAUCGGGUGUCAAAAAGGAGAAACUUCUCAUUCAGCAUCCCAUUGACACACCAGCCUCCAUCAACGAAUUGCCAGCGGCUCAGCCGUUGUUCGAUGAGCGUUGCAUGAAUUUAUCGGAGAAAGAAGUUAUGGACCUAUUUGAAAAGAUGAUGGAAGACAUGAACCUGAAUGAGGAACGGAAAGCUCCUUUACGAAAUAAGGACUUGACCACAAAACGUGAGAUGGUUGUCCAGUACAUUUCUGCAACUGCCAAAUCUAUUGUUGGAAGUAAAGUUCAGGGAGGACUGAAAAACAGUAAACAUGAGUGCACUCUAUCAUCCCAAGAAUACGUCCAUGAAUUACGGUCAGGUAUCUCAGAGGAAAAACUACUCAACUGCUUAGAGUCUUUGAGAGUGUCUCUAACAAGCAAUCCAGUCAGUUGGGUUAAUAAUUUUGGGCAUGAAGGGCUUGGACUUCUAUUGGAUAUUCUUGAGAAGCUUCUGGACAAGAGACAGCAAGAAACUAUUGACAAGAAGAAUCAGUAUAAACUUAUACAGUGCCUCAAAGCAUUUAUGAAUAAUAAGUAUGGACUCCAAAGAAUUCUAGGAGACGAAAGGAGCCUUUUGUUAUUAGCCCGAGCAAUUGAUCCAAAGCAACCAAACACAAUGACUGAAGCUGUAAAAAUACUUUCUGCCAUUUGUAUCAUUGGAGAGGAAAAUAUCCUGGAUAAAAUUUUAGGAGCUAUAACAAUUGCAGCAGAGAGAAACAAUGGAGAGCGUUUCUCUAACAUCGUUGAGGGGCUUGAAAAUCAUGAAGCUCUGCAGUUACAGGCAGCCUGCAUGCAGUUCAUAAAUGCCCUUGUCACUUCUCCUGAAGAUCUUGAUUUUAGGAUACACUUGAGAAAUGAAUUCUUGCGCUGUGGGCUAAAGAAAAUAUUGCCAGAUCUAAAAGAAAAGGAGAAUGAAGAGCUUGAUAUUCAGUUGAAAGUGUUUGAUGAAAACAAAGAAGAAGACUUAAUCGAACUGGCUCAUCGCCUCAAUGAUAUCAGAGUCGAAAUGGAUGACGUGAAUGAGGUCUACCACCUAUUAUAUAACAUGUUGAAAGACACCGCAUCAGAAAAUUAUUUCUUAUCCAUUUUGCAACACUUUCUACUGAUCAGGAAUGAUUAUUAUGUCCGCCCACAGUAUUACAAGAUAAUAGAAGAAUGUGUUUCGCAGAUAGUGUUGCACUGUAGUGGUAUGGAUCCUGAUUUCAAGUGCAGAGGAAGGUUGGAUGUGGACUUCACUCACCUUGUAGACAGCUGUGUAGACAAAGCAAAAGUAGAGGAAAGUGAUCAAAAAGCAGCUGAAUUUUCCAAAAAGUUUGAUGAAGAGUUUACAGCUCGACAGGAGGCACAAGCUGAGCUCCAAAAACGAGAAGAGAGAAUUAAAGAGCUUGAAACUGAAAUUCAGCAGCUACGAAGCCAGGCUCCUGUAUCUUCUAGUGGGCUUGCCCCAGCAGGGGUACCACCUCCUCCGCCUCCUCCGCCUCCUCUACCAGGUGGUGCCCUCCCAGUUCCACCUCCUCCACCUCCUCCACCUCCUUUGCCUGGAGCACCUCCUCCUCCACCACCACCACCUAUGUUUGGAGGUCCACCACCUCCUCCUCCUUUGGGCGGCAUUCUCCCUCCACCAGUAGCCGCACCGGCAUUGCCUUUUGGAAUGAAGCAGAAGAAAAAAUACAGCCCUGAAGUGUCUAUGAAGAGGAUUAACUGGGCAAAGAUUGAGCCCUCGGAUAUAUCAGAAAACUGCUUUUGGCUGAAGGCUAAAGAAGGAAAAUUUGAAAAUCCGGAUCUGUUUGUGAAACUGGCGCUCACUUUUGCCACACAGAUGAAGGUUAAAAAGGCAGUAGAGGAUACAGAAGAAAAGAAAAUAGCUUUGCCGAAGAAGAGAGUGAAGGAGUUAAGGAUAUUGGAUGGGAAGACGGCACAGAAUUUGUCCAUUUUCCUGGGAUCUUUCCGCAUGCCUUAUGAGGAAAUAAAAAAUAUCAUAUUAGAAGUAGAUGAAGAAAAACUGAGUGAAGCAUUGAUUCAGAAUCUGGUUAAGAACCUCCCAGAACAGAAGGAGCUCAGUGCCUUAGCCGAGCUGAAGAAUGAAUAUGACGAUCUUUGUGAGCCAGAACAAUUUGGAGUUGUGAUGAGCUCGGUGAAAAUGUUACGGCCUCGCCUCAAUGGCAUACUUUUCAAGCUUACGUUUGAAGAGCACAUAAACAAUAUCAAGCCUGGCAUCAUGGCGGUAACAAUAGCAUGUGAGGAGGUGAAGAAGAGUGAGAGCUUUAGCAAGCUGUUGGAACUCGUGCUGCUGAUCGGAAACUACAUGAAUUCGGGCUCGAGAAAUGCCCAAUCACUGGGCUUUAACGUUAGCUUUCUUUGCAAGAUUAGAGAUACUAAAUCAUCAGAUCAAAAAACAACACUGUUGCAUUUUCUUGCUGACAUUUGCGAAGAGAAGUAUCGGGAUAUCUUAAAAUUCCCAGAUGAACUGGAACAUGUGGAGAGUGCAAGCAAAGUUUCAGCUCAAAGUAUUAAAAGCAACCUUGAUUCCAUGGAACAUCAGAUACAGCGUUUGGAAAAUGAUACCAAGAAGUUCCCUAAAACACAAGAUCCACAUGAUAAAUUUGUUGAGAAGAUGUACAGCUUUGCGAAGAGUGCCAGAGAACAAUAUGAAAAAUUAUCUAACAUGCACAACAACAUGAUUAAGUUAUAUGACAGUUUGGGAGAUUACUUCUGUUUCGAUUCCAAGGCUGUGUGCAUUGAGGACUUUUUCGUAGAUCUGAGCACAUUCAGAACACUGUUCUUGGAGGCACUGAGGGAAAACAACAAGAGAAGAGAGAUGGAGGAGAAGAUUAAGAGAGCCAAACUGGCUAAAGAAAAAGCAGAACGCGAGAGGCUGGAGCGGCAGCAGAAGAAGAAACAAUUGAUUGACAUGAAUAAAGAGGGCGACGAGACAGGAGUGAUGGAUAAUCUUCUUGAGGCACUGCAAUCUGGGGCAGCAUUCAGGGAUCGCAGGAAACGAACACCAAGAACUCAGGAUAACAGACGCGUAACAUUGGAAAGGUCACGUUCCCGCCACAAUGGAUCUAUCACAGCAGUAUGAAUCCCCUAAUGCCAAAGAACUGAAGAGGUGUUUUAUUUACUUUAAAUGGAGACAUUAUGAAAGAGCUUAAAUGUGUGAAGAGCAACAAUGUCCACAAAUAAAAGUUAAAUGAAUUCCAGGGAACGACGACGAGGAGAAUAAAUAUGUAUUUUACAAAAGUUAUUACCUUAAAAAUAUACUUAUUGUACUUACUACGGCAAUUCUCAAGAACUGCAAGCAGUGUU
This is a messenger RNA of Euleptes europaea (tarantolino), 3556 nucleotides long. RefSeq names its product diaphanous related formin 2 (gene DIAPH2). Gene Ontology annotation, cellular component: cytoplasm; actin filament. Bases 54 to 3332 code for a protein of 1092 amino acids. The record is from RefSeq and is a predicted model, not a curated record. Gene Ontology annotation, biological process: actin cytoskeleton organization; actin filament polymerization. The transcript is spliced from 28 exons. Gene Ontology annotation, molecular function: microtubule binding; actin binding; small GTPase binding. Lineage: Eukaryota; Metazoa; Chordata; Lepidosauria; Squamata; Sphaerodactylidae.